AGCUUAGAGAAAUCAAUUUAGUUUAAACUAGCUCCAUAAAGGUUAUUGGACAUUAGAACUCAGACCACAUUUCAAAAUCUUGACAACUAGACGCUGAGAUCGACAAAUUUAGUCUUGCUUAUUUUGGGCUAUUUAAUGAAUAUUUUUGUUUCUGCUGCUGCUAAAUAUCUGUCAUGACCAACCUAGAUAUAUACCACUGAUUAAUGGCACAAUAAAUACAAUUUUUUCUAUUGUUUGGAAGUUCCUAUAAAAUCAAUAUUUUGUGAAUGUAUUAUUUCGAAAAUAAAUUAUGAGAACUAAGAGUCGGGAUUUUGUUGUUGUAAAAGCCAAACUUCCAUAUCAGAGGUAUUGUGUAAUUUUUGGUCAUUGUACCCUGCCUUACACUUGACAUUUUAACAGAGUUACGACGUACUUAUUACGUUUAUUUUUGCAUCACUUUAGAAGUGAACAUCUUCGUCUUGUGGUUUCAUGAUACCAUUUAGCAAAAUAUGUCAGCCAACAAGUUACUAGAAGAUGCAAAUAAACUAUGGAAAAUGUUAGAUGAGAUGUCGGAGAAUGAUUUAGAGGGAUACCAAAAGUUUAUUAACAGACAGUUUGAGAAUUUUCGUAAAAGUGUAUCUCCACCUGUUGUACGUUUUGUUGUCAGAGUAACCCAAAAGGAGAAUAAACGACCUUUAUUGGUUAUCUUUUGCGAAUGGUCAGUUAUUCCAGAACCAAAGUCACAUGAUGCUCCUAUUUCUGUCAAAUGUGGUGAUGCAUUUACUGUCAAUGAAGUUGAUGCCAUCACGUUGGCUUUCAAUCCAAAAGUAUUCACUGAGCAUAACUUCAAUGAGUCAUUAAAAGAUGAUGCCACAGAAGGCGAAUAUCUAUUCUAUUCCCAAAAAGAUCACGACGACAAUCGUUAUCAACUUGUUUGGCUUGGAUUAAAUUACUUAGAAAAUGAAAAAUCUCUGCCUACAAUUGAAUCACACAGUAUCAUUUAUUCAAAUACUCCAAUACGUCCUAAACUAUUGAAACAAUCGAACAUGUAUGGAAGUAAAGAACAGAUAUAUAAAUCAAUUGGUUUCUUAAAAAGGCCAGUUAAAACAGGCGAUGAACAACUUGAUCAACAGACUAGCCUUAUCCAAGAUAUGACACCAGAAACUCUAACGAAAUUGAGAAGAGAUGAAUUAAGCAGUCAUUAUGAAGAUGACGAUGACAUGGACUCCAGUACUAUUAAAAUACUUAAGCUGCCAUCUACAGAAUCUAAUAAUUCUCAUUCGUCCAACAAGUUGAAUAAUAAAGUUCUUAUUGAAGAGAUAAACGAAGUGUCAAACGAUGCCGGGGAUCCUACACAACAGAGAGGAAGACCUGUUUCUUGGACAGCUGAAGUAAUUCCUUCUGGUUGCACAGAAAAGUCGGGUAACACCAACAAACUGAAAUUGACAUUCAAGCUGCCUGGUUUAAAAUCAGGCAAACAAUGUGAUGUAGAUUUAAUGAAGAAUCGAGUUAUGCUGAAGGUUGUAGACGCACCGAUUGAAUUUCAACCAUUAGAUCUUCGUUUACCAUGCAGUAUAGACACUGGCACAGCUGAAGCAAAGUUUAAUUCAAAGAAAAGCAAACUGAUUAUUCUUGUUGCAAUACUUCCACCUUCAUAAUAUCUGUACAUCUUAACUGUUAUAUAUUAUUUCGAAAUGUAUUCAUCAUUUAUUCAUCAGUCAUGCAAAAGUCUUUAUUGUAUACUUUUUUUGAUAUGUAAAUUAACAAGUGUAAAAGAUUGAAGUGUUUGACAAUCUAUGCUUAUCGUUUUUAAGAAUGUCAAC
Messenger RNA from Trichobilharzia regenti, 1802 nucleotides. Lineage: Eukaryota; Metazoa; Platyhelminthes; Trematoda; Strigeidida; Schistosomatidae. The record is from the annotation of a GenBank genome assembly.